AUGGCUCAGAAAGCUGGCCAAAUGGGUCAGAAAGCUGGCCAAAUGGGUCAGAAAGCUGGCCAAAUGGGUCAGAAAGCUGGCCAAAUGGGUCAGAAAGCUGGCCAAAUGGGUCAGAAAGCUGGCCAAAUGGCUCAUAAAGCUGGCCAAAUGGCUCAGAAAGCUGGCCAAAUGGCUCAGAAAGCUGGCCAAAUGGCUCAGAAAGCUGGCCAAAUGGCUCAGAAAGCUGGCCAAAUGGGACAGAAAGCUGGCCAAAUGGGACAGAAAGCUGGCCAAAUGGGUCAGAAAGCUGGCCAAAUGGGACAGAAAGCUGGCCAAAUGGCUCAGAAAGCUGGCCAAAUGGCUCAGAAAGCUGGCCAAAUGGCUCAGAAAGCUGGCCAAAUGGCUCAGAAACCUGGCCAAAUGGCUCAGAAAGCUGGCCAAAUGGCUCAGAAUUGA
Procambarus clarkii (red swamp crayfish) is the source of this 435-nucleotide messenger RNA. RefSeq names its product suprabasin-like. The record is from RefSeq and is a predicted model, not a curated record. Lineage: Eukaryota; Metazoa; Arthropoda; Malacostraca; Decapoda; Cambaridae.